Messenger RNA from Carlito syrichta (Philippine tarsier), 346 nucleotides. It is a transcript of the gene FXYD2, whose product is annotated as FXYD domain containing ion transport regulator 2. Gene Ontology annotation, biological process: monoatomic ion transport; regulation of sodium ion transmembrane transporter activity. Gene Ontology annotation, molecular function: sodium channel regulator activity. The record is from RefSeq and is a predicted model, not a curated record. The transcript has 6 exons. The coding region runs from base 66 to 260 and encodes 64 amino acids. NCBI's taxonomy places the organism in Eukaryota, Metazoa, Chordata, Mammalia, Primates, Tarsiidae. Gene Ontology annotation, cellular component: membrane.
CAGGCCCGGACAAGGGGCACCUCGCUUCUCUCCUGCACUCACGGACACAGCCCACAGCGCCUGCCAUGGACAGGUGGUACCUGGGCGGCAGCCCCAAGGGGGACGUGGACCCAUUCCACUACGACUAUGAGACCGUCCGAAAUGGGGGCCUGAUAUUCGCUGGCUUGGCCUUCGUCGUGGGGCUCCUCAUCAUUCUCAGCAAAAGAUUCCGCUGUGGGGGCAAUAAGAAGCGCAGGCAAGCCAAUGAAGAUGAGCUGUAACAGCAGAGUCAGCUGUGCCCUUUGGCAUCUUUUUCGUCUCCCCUGGGCUGCAGACUUUUGUCCCCGUUGCCGAAGGAAGCGCCAGG